Messenger RNA from Mus caroli (Ryukyu mouse), 883 nucleotides. NCBI's taxonomy places the organism in Eukaryota, Metazoa, Chordata, Mammalia, Rodentia, Muridae. The record is from RefSeq and is a predicted model, not a curated record.
GCAAGUCUAUUAGUUUGGAGGUACUAGAGCGAACUGGUCUGUGAUUCCAUCUUCUACUGAUAACCAGUUGAGACAUCCAGCCUCAGUGAGUGAGAACUUCUGGAUUCUUGGACUUUGCUUCAAAUUCAGCCGGUGUGGAAUAAGCUCGACUGCAACCUAAAGUCAAGGACUUCGGUGAAGCCAAGGCAAUGAAGCGGUUCUGUCCCUGUCUUGUCCAAGACACAUCACAUUCCGAAGAGCAUUCACUGCAGACUGCACAAGAAUUGCCAGCCCUGAGUCCACGAUAUUCCAGGUCUGAGCCACAGUGUUUCUGUGGAGAGCCAAACCACUGCCAUGAGGAUGACUGGAUUGUUGAUUGGGAACCAUACUACCUACCCUGUGUAUUUGAAAGCUGGGACUGCCUGAGAUACCACUCCGGAUUGAAUUGUGCCAUGAAGAAGGGCACAGAGGUCUUCCAGAUUGAGAGUCAGAGGGGGCCACUAGUGUUCCCAGGAGAUGUGGACAAUGACAAAGAUACAGAGGAGCCAGACAAACCCUCACCAAGCUUGCUCAGGGAGAAAGAGCUGGAACUUGAGACCUGUGAUGGUGGAGACUGCUCUCACCAGGAUCCUGCUUUUGAAAGUCCCAAGCGCCUAGGCUUCUGCUUAUGGCUUCAAAGGGUUUUUGGCCAGGAGAAGAAGUGAAAAAGCCACCCAGAACUCUGUGUGGAGCCCAGGAGCCCUGAUGCCUGCUAAGACUUGCAAUGAGGGGAAUCUUCCGUCAGCUCCUGCUAUUACAGAGAGACACCCCUGCCUCUCUCACAUACAAAGGCAGUUUUGUCUUCAGCCAUCUGGAUGUUUUUGUUUGUUUGUUACAGCUUUCUUAAUAAAAGUGUUUAAAAGCU